This is a messenger RNA of Schistocerca gregaria, 3573 nucleotides long. RefSeq names its product RILP-like protein homolog (gene Rilpl). The coding region runs from base 97 to 1554 and encodes 485 amino acids. Gene Ontology annotation, molecular function: protein dimerization activity. Gene Ontology annotation, biological process: cilium assembly. The record is from RefSeq and is a predicted model, not a curated record. Lineage: Eukaryota; Metazoa; Arthropoda; Insecta; Orthoptera; Acrididae. Gene Ontology annotation, cellular component: ciliary basal body; cytoplasm. The transcript has 9 exons.
AUAAUUUAAAGUGAUCGCGAAAAUGUCAAGCUGAGUAAGUAAUGAGAGCGUGUAGGGAGUUUAAGGGUUGUUCGUUCCCUUGAGUACGUCAUCUACAUGCCGUUUCAGGUAGAAGGGGAUAUGGAAGAAUACGAACAAGAUUUAUCCGUAGUUGAUGUGUAUGAUAUUGCUUCGGAAAUUGGAAAGGAGUUCGAAAAGAUAAUCGAUGCUUACGGAACGCAGGCUGUUACUGGUUUGAUGCCCAAAGUAAUAAGUGCAUUGGAGAAUCUUGAAGCACUAGCGACGAAAAAUGAAAGGGAAAAUACUACCGUAGAAGAGCUACGGGCAAGGAUCGCUAAAUUGGAAAGUGACAAGCUUGAAAAGGCAGAAGAUCGUCAAAGAUUUGAAAAGGAAUUGGAACAAAUAGAAGAACAUUGGCGGGAAGAGUCGCAAGAUUUGGUGUCUAUGGUAACAAGAUUACAAGAUGAAAAUCACAAACUCUCAGCGUUGUUGGCAGAAAGAGAUGACAAACUAUGUGGCGAUUCAGCUCAUACAGUAAGCACAGAAGUUGAUGUUGUGGUGCUGCAAAGACUGCGUAAUGUCAUUGACCAACAGAGAGAACAGAUUCGUUGCAGAGAAAGGGAAAUUCAGGCCAAAGCUGCAGAAAUUGAUGCUCUGAGUGCUCAAGUUGAGAGGUUAACAAUGCUGGGACGUGAGUUGCGACGUAAGCACCGGGGAGCACAAGCUCAGGUGCACUCACUCAUAGAUGAACGCGCAGACUUCCUGGCACAGCUGCAAGACCAGCAGCGUGAGCUUGUUGGCCUCCGGCAGCGUCUUGGGCUUGCCCAGAAAGAAAACGAAGAUCUUGCCAAGUCUCAUUCUGAAGUGCCAGACCUAACAAAUAAAGUGGUUUAUGAUUUGGAUGAUCCAAACCGGCCACGCUUUACGACUGCAGAACUGAAGGAAAUACUGCAUGAACGAAAUGAACUGAAGGCUAAAGUCAGCGAUCUGGAGGAUGAGCUGGAAAUUUACAGGCCAAAAUCAAGGGACUUCUUCAGCAGUCCUCGGUGGUCAACUGAACAACGGAGUUCUUUCUGUGAUCUCAACACCAAGUCACCUGUGGCAGUUGUUCGACCACAUUUCCCCUCCCCACCACCUGUCUCAGAAUCCUAUUCCAUUCUUGAGAAGGAAACUUUCAACUCAGCAGGGAAAGAUAGCAACUCUUCUGCCUUUCAGGCAUCUGAAGUUGAGGUUGCAAUCUGUUGCAUGGCAGAUGAGAGUAAAGUAUUGGUGCCUGAAAGUGACUGUUUAGUCAGCCUUGAGAGGAUGCUUUCUCAUGAAAGAGUCAAGAGAUCUCCUAGUGAAGAAGAAGAGGAACCACCAGUACAAGGACCUCUUCCUUUCGAACCUGAUGAUGCUCCAUGGAAGAAAUCUGAAUCUGGAAUUCGUAAAUUUUUUCGGAAGCUCCUUAGUGACAACAAUGGUUCAUUCCUUGGUGCUGCUCCAAAACGAAGUCUUUCAUCAUUGUCCAAGAUGGCCCUAUCUAGCACUUCAGAUUCUAACAUACCAUUGUAAUAGAGUUGUUGAUCCUUCAUUUACUGCUUUAUUUCCUAGAUAUAUUGUUGAUAUUGCAGGCAAUAUUGAACUCUGCAGGUUUCAUGAAUGAAGAUGUGUGUUUAUUGAAAUUUGAGUGAACAGAAGACUAUCUCAGAGAUAAUCAGAAGUAUGUUCCAACUAUAUUAAUAGCAUUUUGGUCAAUAUCCACUGUCUGUGUUUAGGGAAAUACAGAAUGUAAAAUGUUGUUAGUACUGAAUAAGUAGAUAAGAGUAUUACAACAAAUGUGGUUUAUCUUUUCACACAUUCCUUUCUCUUUUGUUCAGUUGCUUAUUGUUAUGAAGUGGUAAAAAUGCUGUGCUCUCUUGGAUGUUUGUUUUACAAUCAUUUGCCUGAAUAUUCUGCUUAAUUCUUGCUUUUAGAUACUUUUAAGAGUUCAGAGUAUAUAUAUAUUUUUAUUUAUACACAUACAUUACUUCAGUGAGUAUAAAACUGAAAAGAAAAGCUGAACCAUUUUAAACUGAUAGUUGGUAUUUUAAAUGUUGCUGCAUGUGUCUGUGGAUUCAUAUCCAUUCCCAGUAUUGUUACUAAAUUGAUAUUUUAUUUAUUUUUUCGUAAAUAUUCAAAUUUAUAAAUACAUCAUAUGUAUCUGUAGAAUAUAUUUCCAGAUAAGUAUGGUAAGACAUUCAUUGGUAGAUCUACUUGAUGACAUGUUUUUAUAGACUGGUUUUUAUAAUUGCUCGUGCAAGUCGGUUUCCUUUGUUCCUGUCAAACAUGGACAGAGAACUUUGUCAUCUUGUGUAACUGAAAAAACUUUUCAUUUAUCUUUGUUGGAGGUUAAUUUAUACAUGUAAAUUCAUUUAUAGUUAUGCUGCUACUUUGUACAUAGCAUCAUAUAUUGUAAAUAUGCUAAAUCUCUUUGUGGCAGAAUGUACUGCCAUGUACUGCAAAAGGCUUAAUAUAUAAUAAUUUGUAUAUUGAUACACUGAUGUGAUAACUUUUUUAUCCUUUUGUAUUUUGGAUCUGAUAACUUUAUUUGUGUAAUAUAUGAUUCAGUGCUACUAUUUUAAGUUGAUUAAGUGUGUUGAAAAUAUUAUGGAGAAUAUGCCAUUUCUUUAGAAGAAUGUACACUAAAUUUUGUCAUGGUAUGACAUACACUGCACAUUAGAAUUAUGGUGAGCUGAAGAAGGUGAAUGACUUUCAGAACUUUUUUGUGUAUGUUAUGAUGAAUAGAUAAGACCUAAAAUAUGUACCAUUGCAGGUCUCAUAAAAAAAUGUUGUACGUACACAAAUAUUUUUUCUGAAAGUUUUGUGAUACAGGGUACAUGAAAGUACUUGAAAUUACUUAAAAUUUUUGACAUACGUUUAUUUGGUGUUCUUGCUUUUCCGUUGUGUACAGAUACAGUCUUCAUAUUAAGUGUGCCAAUAAGUCACUAUUUACAGUUGUUCUAAGCUGGCAGAAACCAACACUUUCUCAUUUGACAGUAAGUCACUCAGCAGACAGUGUACUGCUAUACAUUUUGGAAUGUUCGACAUUAAAUAAGAGCAUUUAGAGUGAAGUGAUUGUAGCAAUUUGUUAUAUUUGUUUUUGCAACAAGUGUUUCUGUAAAUGUUAGUGUUAUGCAAGUACUUUUAAGCUAAAUGUUUUACAAAAGAUUGACCUAUUUGUUACUGGAUACUGAAAACUUUGGUUGUAUAGGUACUGAAACAGGCAUUUGUGCAAAUAGGAACAGUGAUGGUAGAUAUGUUGUGCAAGAAAGUCCUUUCUUCAGAAGGAUCAAGAUUCUCAUGUCUAACAAUAAAUGGCAUUUUUCCUAUUUUAAAAUUAUUGAUGAGUUAGAAAUACAAUAUUUUAGAGAAAAUUAUUCUGUACUGAAAAUUUUAACAGAUUUUAUGGAAGUAUCUACAAAUAUACCUGGAAAAAAGGCAAUCCUGUAGGUUUGGAACACCCUAUUCAUUGCAUAAUUUCAGUUCUGUGCAUUCAGUCUAACUUGUUUAGAUGUAAGUUGGCUGACCAAAAAUAUAUGGAUGUUAAAAUAA